AUGGCCAGAUACCGUGCAGGCACCCGGCUGUGGCAGUCAAUCACUCGCAAUCCGUGUCUCCGAUGCCGUUACUCGUCGAAACCCCAAACCACCGACAUUAAAUCGAUCCUGGCUGAACCAAGCUGGUCUGUCCGGUCUCUACUUCCAAAUAAGACAGCAGACCUAUCUACAGCUUCUGUCACUCCGCAAAAAUUGCGCCAUCUUCUGCGCCUAUCAGCCCUACCUCAACCAUCCACACCAGGAGAAGAGCAGUCCAUGCUACGGACUCUCGAGUCACAAAUCCACUUCGUGCAGGAAAUGCAGCGAGUCGAUACCACGGGAGUCGAGCCGUUGCGCAGUGUCCGGGAUGAGAGCGCUGCUGCAGUGAAGGAGACGACGAUUGGGCUUGACCGGCUCAAAGAUGCUUUUGCUAAAGAGCGCGUGAGUGGGCGACGGCGAAGAGUUCAGCGUGUGUCAAGCGCAAGGAAUGGUCACCCCGAAGAGGCCAUUUGGAAAGGAAAUGCCCUUGACUCUGCGUCUAAGAAGAAAGGGCCUUAUUUUGUUGUUGAGACGGGCAGUAGCCAGUCUUCUUAA
This is a messenger RNA of Penicillium subrubescens, 573 nucleotides long. RefSeq lists its product as uncharacterized. The record is from RefSeq and is a predicted model, not a curated record. NCBI's taxonomy places the organism in Eukaryota, Fungi, Ascomycota, Eurotiomycetes, Eurotiales, Aspergillaceae. Gene Ontology annotation, biological process: glutaminyl-tRNAGln biosynthesis via transamidation; regulation of translational fidelity. The transcript has a single exon. Bases 1 to 573 code for a protein of 190 amino acids. Gene Ontology annotation, molecular function: glutaminyl-tRNA synthase (glutamine-hydrolyzing) activity.